Molecule: messenger RNA, 1071 nt
Organism: Penicillium argentinense
Lineage: Eukaryota; Fungi; Ascomycota; Eurotiomycetes; Eurotiales; Aspergillaceae
Product: class I SAM-dependent methyltransferase
Exons: 10
Coding region: 1-1071 (356 amino acids)
Molecular function (GO): methyltransferase activity
Source: RefSeq, a predicted model, not a curated record
AUGGCCAAGCGACACGAGGUCGUGGAACCGGAAAUCGCCAUCGAUCCCGAUCUCUAUUGCAGCGCCCAGCCUUAUGACAAUGACUGGCAAUCGGAAACCACGUCGAUCGGCUCCUCAAUUUAUCGCGGACUGGAAGAGAAUGGUCGUCGGUAUCAAACAUUGAGCCGCAAAGAAUAUCUCAAUCCAUCGGACGAUAAAAUGUUCGAAACUUAUGAAGCUGGGCAUUUGGUUGCCCUUGUCAUGGACUCGGAGAGAGAAAACCCGCUCUUCCAUUCGCCUAUUGGAGACCACCCAAAAAACAUCCUCGACAUUGGAACAGGUCAGGGUAAUUGGGCUGUAGAUGUUGCCGACAUGUUUCCCAUGGCCACGGUCCGCGGAGUCGACCUCUUCCCACCACCAGUAACCUGGAUGCCACCGAACUGCAUCUUAGAAGUCGACAAUAUCGCCGAAGACUGGACCUGGAAUGAACCGCAAGAUCUAAUCCACAUGCGCCUCAUGAUCGGCUCCUUCGACGCAGCGGAAUGGGCCCGCGUGUACAAGCAAUGUUUCGACAACCUUCGCCCGGGCGGCUGGAUUGAGCAACUCGAAGCAAGCCCUUACAUCGAAUGUGACGACGAUAGCCUACCGGCCGACAAUGUCCUGCGGACCUGGGGUCCCGCCUUAUCUGAAUGCGGCAAGCGCGCGGGCCGGCCGCUCGAAACAAUUGACAUGAUGCAAGAUGCCGUCCGUGAUGCGGGUUUCGUUGAGAUCCAUGAAAAACAGUACAAGUGGCCCAUUGGCCCAUGGGCUCGCGAUCAGAAGUACAAAGAGGCUGGCACAGUCAACUAUCAGCAUUGGAUGUCUGGUAUGGAGGGCUGGGCAAUGUGGUUGCUUACGAAAUACGGUGCUCCGCACCCAUGGACCCAGGAAGAAGUUAUUGUUUAUGUUGCUAAGCUGAGGGCUGAGCUGCAGAAUCCUCGCCAUCAUAUCUAUGAGCGCGCUCGUCGCGUUUGGGCACGAAAGCCGUUCCCUAAUGAACCUUCUCCCGCGUCGUCUGGUCGUGGGCCGGUCAUCAAGACCGAGAGUGUGUGA